Molecule: messenger RNA, 2471 nt
Organism: Toxorhynchites rutilus septentrionalis
Lineage: Eukaryota; Metazoa; Arthropoda; Insecta; Diptera; Culicidae
Gene: Naa35
Product: N-alpha-acetyltransferase 35, NatC auxiliary subunit
Exons: 9
Coding region: 88-2361 (757 amino acids)
Biological process (GO): N-terminal peptidyl-methionine acetylation
Cellular component (GO): NatC complex
Source: RefSeq, a predicted model, not a curated record
ACGAAACGUCAAUAAUUUCACUUCAGUCGACUAUUUACAUUCGACUUUUGAAGAUUAUUGUGAAUUCAAUACUAAUUGUACAAUAAAAUGGAUUCAGAAAUCGAAGGGUUGCAGGAUUUAAGUAUUAAUGGUGCUGGGAAGGAUGUCGGCCAGUCUGACAUGUCUCCCAUGGAUAUGGUAACAGUGAGUGGUGAUGAGCCGGGUAAGGAUAGGGGCGAAGCUCAGAUUGUACUGCCCAACCGGGAGUGGAAAGAGAUAACACCGGAGUUUUUCAAAUGCGUUAAAGAGCUAAACCUGGGAGAGCUGGUACACGACAAUAUGUUCGGUCUGUUUGACGCGAUGUCUGCAAUAGAGAUGAUGGAUCCGAAAAUGGAUGCGGGAAUGUGCUGCAAUAAGGAAACGACUCCGCUCAACUUUCAGACUGCUGUUGAGAGUGGGACACUGAAACUAGCUAAUUUGGAAUGCCGGGAAAGCAUAGGAAUCAUUGACGCGGUCUAUGCAUGUACAGUUUCUUGGUUGGAGGGACACUCCAUGGCGCAGACUGUCCUGACAUGUCUAUAUUUGCACCAUCCGCAUAGAAUCGAGGACAAAUCAAUGAAGGCUUUCUCCUGUGCAGUACAUAAACUGGUCAAUUUAAUACGAAACUUUAUUUUGAGGGCCAGAGUAUACGAAGAGGAAGAUUUUCAGCCAAGUACUUAUGGAUACGAUUUGUGUAUGGAACUAUCCGAAACCAAGGCAUGCAAUAUGCUCAAGAGUGCUGAAGAAGACUUAGUGAAGAGAAUCAAAGAUGUAGAAAGCGAUAAGGAGAAAGAGGAGAUCAAUGCGCUGGUUUGCCGUUUGAAGUUCACCCGAUUGCUGCUGCAGUGCCUAGUAGCAUUAUAUCCAACUAAGACAAAUACUUCCUGGCAUGCUUCUAAUGCAACUGCAAAUGCGGUAACUAAUGUUUCUCCGACCAAAACGGAAAUGAUUGACAUCGUGAAAACGCUCAAUGGAGCCCUUGAGUUGACUCAGAUCAUGGAGAAAACGAUCGAUUGUGGAACACAACCGGAACCUGGCUCUGACACACCGAAUCCGAUUGGAUUUUCAAUGAUGGUUAAUCAACGGCUACUACCUCCUACUUUCCCCCGGUAUACCAAAAUCAAGGCUAGAUCAACAUGUAUCCUUUAUUUAGCAGAACUGAUUCAGCGACUGAAACACGCGUGCAAAAUUGUGCACUGUACCAAUUACCACAGCGCGUUGAAUUUUUUCAUGGACUUCAGCAAAAAGUUUGGACCAUGUCUGCUUUCCAGAAGCAUCCUCCAGACGCUUUAUCUUCCUUCGCACGAUAAGGUAUUUGGCACUAAAAAAUUAACCGAAGUGUUGAAAGAGUCCGCAAAGGCUUUCAUCGCUCCGCCAAUUCUGAUGCCGGACAACCCACUUUCUACGAAUGCUGCCGCACUCAACUGCGUGGAUUCAUUUUUCGCAUACAACGAGCACACGUUCAGUGUUCUGUUCGAAAUUUGUGGUUACAACAGGGCCCGUCAGCGUGAUAAGCUGGGAAUCAUGCUGUCCAAUUUCUUGAAUCUACAGGAUGAAGCGGAACGGAUUGAUGCCUACUUACACACACUUUUCAUGAAAAAUGAGAACCCUCGCCAUCAUUUGGCCUGUUUCGGAACAUGGGUCUUGUACCACUGCUUACGUGCAAUGUCGUUCUUCUUGCUGUCCGGUCUCGAACUGGAGCUCUACUCGGUUCACGAGUACAUGUACAUAUUCUGGUACCUGUAUCAGUUCCUCUUUGGUUGGAUCGUAUCCGCAUUGACCCGCGCGGACACAUUCAUCGUGGAACAAGAUUUCGUAAACGAUCCGAAGGGUGCUAAAGGAAGUCAGAAGAAGCCGAAGGUGAAGAAACGCAAAGGAAAAACGGAUGCGAAAGAAAUAAUAUUCAACCAAGCGAUGCAAAACAUGUGCGGGGGCUACUACAAAGCUCUUGGUGGGUUCAUCGCCGAGGAGCGUAUUCCGGAGCCACUGCCAAUGUUCGACAACGAGAAGGUUCGCUUCGAGCAUCGUUUUGCUCCGUUCGCCACUCUUGUUACACCCCCACCGAUGGCGUAUUCGGACUUCAAGUUGAUGAAAACGUAUCUCCUCAAGUCGCCUCCGGAAGAGCUCUACGCAUCGGCUGCCAAACACUUCCAUGAAGCUCGCGUUCUGCUGGAAUCAUAUCCGAACCCAGAUGAAGAAUGGCACGAAAUUAUCAAAGUAGCCAAGAUGAAUUUCGUGAUGAUGAAUCUGCUUGCCAGUGGAUUAAAUUGGCAAGCGAAGGCUGCGCCGGAGUUCGACUUUUCUUGCCAUCGAUACUUCCCCAUCAUUAAGCAAAGAAAAUAGGUCUAGAUAAACGUUAUACUGUAACUGUUUGUGUGUGUAUGUGUUCAUCAUAGUCAUUGUGGAUCCGUUCGGGUGUAUAUUUAGAAAAUUAUAUCAAAUCAUGAAAUGAA